AUGGCGCUCAGCAAGGAGCAAAGCACAGGCACUGAUCAGCAGGCUGUGCUGGAUGCUCAGCUCCAGCUUUGGCACCACACCGUCGGCUAUGUCAAGUCCAUGGCACUCAAGGCCGCCCUAGACCUCAGCAUACCGGACGCCAUCCACCAGCAUGGCGGCUCAGCUACCCUCCCACAGAUAGUCACCAAGGUCACACUCCACCCGUCCAAGAUACCAUGCCUGCGACGCCUCAUGCGUGUGCUCACUCUUACCGGCGUCUUCAGCGUCCACGACGGCGGUGAUGAGCCUGUUUACGGGCUCACGCCGGCGUCUCAUCUUCUGAUUGGCUCGGGAAUAAUGAACUUGACUCCAUUUCUGACCUUGAUGCUUGGUACUGUUUUUGUGUCUUCCUUCCUCGACCUCGGCGAGUGGUUCCGGCAAGAGAUGCCGGGUCCGUCCCCGUUCGAGAUGGCGAAUGGACGGGAUAUAUGGGAUCUGUGCAACCACGACGCAAGAUUCGGCAAGCUCUUCGACGACGGGAUGGUCGCAGACAGCGGUUUCAUCAUGGACAUCGUGGUCAAGGAGUGCAGCAACGUCUUCCAAGGGAUUAGCUCCCUUGUCGACGUCGCCGGCGGGCUCGGUGGCGCUACCCAGACCAUCGCAAAGGCGUUCCCGCAUGUGGAGUGCAGCGUGCUGGAUCUCCCACACGUUAUCGCCAGUGCUCCCACUAACACCACCAACGUGAAGUACAUCGCCGGCGACAUGUUUGAGAGCAUUCCGUCGGCAAACGUUGUCUUCCUUAAGUGGAUUAUGCAUGACUGGGGCGAUGCCGAAUGUGUCAAAAUAUUGAAGAACUGCAAGAAGGCUAUAGCAUCUCAAGGAGGAGGGAAGGUAAUAAUAUUGGAUAUGGUGGUUGGAACAGGGUCGUCAUCCGACGAGAAGAAUGUGGAGACGCAAAUAUUGUUUGAUCUCCUUGUGAUGGGUAUAUAUACCAAAGGUGCCGAGCGAGAUGAGCUAGAGUGGAAGAAGAUUAUUUUCGAAGCCGGAUUUAGCCAUUACAAGAUCAUACCUGUUCUAGGUGUUCGAUCGAUAAUCGAGGUCUACCCAUAG
Molecule: messenger RNA, 1089 nt
Organism: Miscanthus lutarioriparius
Lineage: Eukaryota; Viridiplantae; Streptophyta; Magnoliopsida; Poales; Poaceae
Source: the annotation of a GenBank genome assembly